This is a messenger RNA of Megalops cyprinoides (Indo-Pacific tarpon), 5527 nucleotides long. It is a transcript of the gene slit2, whose product is annotated as slit homolog 2 (Drosophila). NCBI's taxonomy places the organism in Eukaryota, Metazoa, Chordata, Actinopteri, Elopiformes, Megalopidae. Gene Ontology annotation, molecular function: heparin binding; calcium ion binding; Roundabout binding. Bases 971 to 5527 code for a protein of 1518 amino acids. Gene Ontology annotation, biological process: negative regulation of cell growth; negative chemotaxis; retinal ganglion cell axon guidance. The record is from RefSeq and is a predicted model, not a curated record. The transcript is spliced from 36 exons.
UGUCAUUGGCUCUGUUUGUGUACUACUUUCCUAGCGAUUUUGGAUUACCGUCAUUGUUUUUGAUUUAUCGCUAUGAAAUUAUAUUCAGAGAGGUAACCGCCUGGACGAGGUGGGUAAUUAACAUAAAGGAGGAGCCGCAGUCUUCUACCCCUUCCCAUUUGUCAUCAGGUGUCUGUCGGAGAGAGGUCUUCUUUGGGAAGCAAAGCGCAGUAAUUGUCUGACGUCUUGUUGCAAGCAUUUGAUCUGCCUUCAAGAAAAAACGAGGGACUUCUUAUUUCUGGAGAGAGAGAAGAGCAGCGAAGGGUUGGUCCUGGAUGUCGCAGACGUGCCCGUUCUCAUCUCGCUCAAAUCAGCUUCGAUAGCGUUUCGCGGACUUGGAAGUUGGAUUUAAAACACUGUGGUCUUCCGACUUUCAGUGACAAGAUGAUGGAUGUCUAGGAGGAAAUCAAUACCUUUCUGCUGAGGUCCUGCGGUAAAAAGCUUUUGCAUGAAUGGCUUGCAACCCAAGCUGUAAAUAGUUAUUCUCACAGUCCCACCUGAACUGAUCGGGCUUUACAGGGCAGUCGGUGCAUCUAUGUAUGCAGUGCGUGUAUAUAUAGCCAUACAUAUCUCUGAUAUGUUUAACUCUGUGACAAAACCACUGCGGUACCAGUGAUCCAGUCACGACCAGUGUGCGGCACUUGCGUUGGCUGAAGAAGUGACUUUAUUUCAAGCUACUGCUUACUGCUCACACGGCAGAACGACUCAAGACAUCGGCAUCAAAGUGUGUGCAAGGAUAUGUAAUUUAUUUAUUUAAAAACAUCCAUUCCAUUUAGAGAACCAACAGGUUAUUUCUCCGAUUCAUGUUAGUUACUUCGUGGUAGUUUACAUCGCCUCUUUAAAAAAAGGAAAAAGGAAAAAAAAACUCACUGACCUCAGUUUACCAUAAAUAAAGCUCUUUGUAUCGCGUACAGAGCAUUUACUGCUGAAAAUGUGCAUAUUUCGGAUCGCAACGCUUUCUCUGGGACUGUUGCUGGUGGGUUUUAGCGCGGUGGAGACCCAGCCGUGCCCGGCACAGUGCUCGUGCUCCGGGACCACGGUGGAUUGUCACGGACAAGGAUUGCGCAACGUGCCGCGAAAUAUCCCCAGGAAUACAGAGCGAUUGGAUCUGAAUGCAAAUAACCUCACAAGAAUUACUAAAUCUGAUUUUGCUGGAUUGAGGCAUCUCAGAGUAUUGCAACUCAUGGAAAAUAAGAUCAGUACUAUAGAGCGAGGAGCAUUCCAAGACCUCAAGGAGCUGGAGAGACUACGCCUGAAUAGGAAUAAUCUUCAAGUCUUUCCUGAACUGCUGUUCCUGGGGACAAUGAAGCUCUACAGACUAGACCUGAGUGAGAACCAGAUUCAAGGUAUUCCUCGGAAGGCCUUCAGAGGAGCAGUAGACAUCAAAAACCUGCAGCUGGAUUACAACCAGAUCAGCUGCAUCGAGGAUGGAGCUUUCAGGGCUCUCCGUGACCUGGAAGUGCUCACACUUAACAACAACAACAUCACCCGUCUGUCGGUGGCCAGCUUCAACCAUAUGCCCAAGCUCAGGACUUUCCGCUUGCACUCCAACAACCUCUACUGUGACUGUAACGUGGCCUGGCUCUCUGAUUGGCUGCGGCAGAGACCACGCCUCGGGCUCUACACCCAGUGCAUGGCACCCCCCCACAUGCGCGGCCACAAUGUGGCCGAGGUGCAGAAGAAGGAGUUUGUGUGCACGGCAGGUCACCACUCGUCCUCCUCCUGCAGCGUCCUGCAGUGCCCGGACUCCUGCACCUGCAGCAACAACAUCGUGGACUGCAGAGGCAAGGGCCUGACCGAGAUCCCCACCAACCUCCCGGAGACCAUCACGGAGAUCCGCCUGGAACAGAAUGCAAUCAAGGUCAUUCCUCCAGGAGCGUUCUCUCCGUACAAAAAGCUGAGAAGAAUAGACCUGAGUAACAACCAGAUUUCGGAACUCGCCCCGGAUGCCUUCCAAGGCCUGCGGUCCCUCAACUCUCUAGUGCUGUAUGGAAACAAAAUUACGGAACUCCCAAAAGGGCUGUUCGAGGGACUGUUCGCUUUGCAAUUACUGCUUCUCAAUGCCAACAAGAUUAAUUGCCUGCGUGUGGACGCGUUUCAAGAUCUUCACAACCUGAACCUGCUCUCUCUGUAUGACAACAAACUCCAGACCAUUGCCAAAGGAACCUUCGCAUCACUCCGAGCAAUCCAAACACUGCACUUGGCCCAGAACCCGUUUAUCUGCGACUGUCAUCUGAAGUGGCUGGCCGACUACCUCCAGGACAACCCAAUCGAGACGAGCGGCGCCCGCUGCACCAGCCCCCGCCGGCUGGCCAACAAGAGGAUCGGGCAAAUCAAGAGCAAGAAAUUCCGUUGCUCAGGCACGGAGGAUUACAGGUCCAAGCUGGGGGGCGACUGCUUCGCGGACCUCGCCUGUCCGGAGAAGUGCCGGUGCGAGGGGACCACGGUGGACUGCUCCAAUCAGAAGCUGACACGAAUCCCGGACCACAUUCCGCAGUACACGGCUGAGCUUCGUCUCAACAACAAUGAGUUCACAGUUUUGGAAGCAACUGGGAUCUUCAAGAAACUCCCCCAGCUACGGAAAAUAAACCUGAGUAACAAUAAGAUCACAGACAUCGAGGAGGGUACGUUCGAGGGGGCGGCUGGGGUGAACGAGCUGAUUCUUACCGGAAACCGCCUGGAGAACGUCCAUUUCCGAAUGCUCAAGGGCCUUAACGGGCUGAGAACGCUGAUGCUCCGAAGCAAUCGGAUCAGCUGCGUGAGCAACAGCAGCUUCACCGGGCUCAGCUCCGUCCGCCUGCUCUCCCUCUACGACAACCAGAUCACCAGCAUGACCCCGGGAGCCUUCGACACCCUCCAUUCGCUGUCCACCCUGAAUCUCUUGGCCAAUCCCUUCAACUGCAACUGUCACCUGGCCUGGCUGGGGGAGUGGCUAAGGAAAAAGAGGAUUGUCACGGGUAACCCCCGAUGCCAAAACCCAUAUUUCCUGAAGGAGAUCCCCAUUCAGGAUGUGGCCAUUCAGGACUUUGCUUGCGAUGAUGGCAACGAUGACAACAGCUGCUCCCCGCUGGCGCGCUGCCCGGCAGAGUGUACCUGCCUGGACACAGUGGUGCGAUGCAGCAACAAAGGUCUGAAGGCCCUGCCCAAGGGCAUCCCCAAGGAGGUGACAGAGCUGUAUCUGGAUGGAAACCAGUUCACCCAGGUUCCAAAGGAACUCUCUAAUUACAGGCACUUAACACUUAUUGAUUUAAGUAACAACCAGAUCAGCACCUUGUCCAACCAAAGCUUCAGUAACAUGUCUGAACUGCUAACGCUAAUCUUGAGCUACAAUCGACUGCGGUGCAUACCUGUAAGAGCAUUCGAUGGCUUAAAAUCUCUUCGGCUGUUGUCUCUUCAUGGAAAUGACAUCGCAGUGAUUCCUGAGGGAGCCUUCCAAGACCUCUCUGCUCUGUCCCACCUAGCCCUUGGUGCCAACCCCCUCUACUGUGACUGUAACAUGCAGUGGCUUUCAGAGUGGGUGAAGUCUGGGUACAAAGAGCCUGGCAUCGCUCGCUGCGCCGGCCCCGGAGAGAUGACGGACAAGCUGCUUCUCACCACACCAUCCAAAAAGUUCACCUGUCAAGGGCCAGUUGACAUGACUAUUCUUGCCAAGUGUAACCCGUGCUUGUCAAACCCAUGUAAAAACGAUGGAACUUGCAACAAUGACCCAGUGGAUUUCUACAGAUGCACUUGUCCGUAUGGGUUUAAGGGCCAGGACUGUGACAUUCCCAUCCAUGCCUGUAUCAGUAACCCGUGUCAGAAUGGAGGAACGUGCCACCUGAAAGAGGGAGAAGAGAACAGCUUUUGGUGCGUGUGCGCAGAUGGAUUUGAAGGGGAAGCGUGUGAGAUCAACAUCGAUGACUGUGAUGACAAUGACUGUGAGAACAAUUCUACUUGUGUCGACGGGAUCAACAACUACACCUGCCUCUGCCCUCCUGAAUACACAGGUGAACUGUGUGAGGAGAAGCUGGAUUUCUGCGCCCCCGAGGUGAACCCCUGCCAGCACGACUCCAAGUGCAUCCUGACGCCCAAGGGAUACAAGUGUGAAUGCACGCCUGGGUACGUUGGUGAGCAGUGCAACGUGGAUUUUGACGACUGUCAGGAGAAUAAGUGUAAAAAUGGCGCUCAGUGCAUUGACGCUGUGAACGGCUACACCUGCGUGUGUCCUGAAGGCUACAGUGGCUUGUUUUGUGAGUUCUCCCCGCCGAUGGUCCUCCCGCGGACCAGCCCCUGUGACAACUUUGAGUGCCACAACGGCGCGCAGUGCUUUGUGAUGGACACGGACCCGGAGUGCCGCUGCCUGCAGGGCUACCAGGGUGACAAGUGCCAGAACCUCGUCAGCGUCAACUUCGUGGACCGGGAGUCCUACCUCCAGAUCCCCUCAGCGCUCAUCAGCUCCCACGCCAACAUCUCUCUGCAGAUUGCCACAGAUGAAGACAAUGGAAUUUUGCUCUACAAAGGAGACAACGACCACAUUGCCGUGGAGCUCUACAGGGGACGGCUACGUGUGAGCUAUGACACUGGAUCAUACCCACCUUCUGCUAUUUACAGUGUAGAGACCAUCAAUGACGGGAGCUUCCAUGUGGUGGAGCUGGUGGCCUCAGACCAGACGCUGUCAUUGUCCAUCGACGGCGGCAGCCCCAAGUCCAUCAACACCCUGUCCAAGCAGUCCACACUCAGCGUCAACUCCCCCCUCUACGUGGGAGGUAUGCCGGUGAAAACCAACGUGGCCGCGCUGCGCCAGGGCACCGGGCAGAAUGGCACCAGUUUCCACGGCUGCAUCCGGAACCUGUACAUCAACAACGAGCUGCAGGACCUGGCCCAGUUCCAGCUGCAGGCCGGCAUCCUGCCCGGGUGCGAGCCCUGCCAGAAGAGCGUGUGCGCGCACGGGACCUGCCACGCCACCGGCCAGUCCAGCUUCACCUGCGACUGCGAGGGCGGCUGGACGGGGCCCCUCUGCGACCAGCAAGCUAACGACCCCUGUCAGGGCAACAAGUGUGUGCACGGGACGUGUCUGCCCAUCAACGCCUUCUCCUACAGCUGCAGGUGCCAGCCGGGCUUCUCGGGGGUGCUGUGCGACGAGGAGGAGGAGGUCUUUAACCCCUGCCAGUCCAUCAAGUGCAAGCACGGCAAGUGCAGGCUGUCGGGCCUGGGCAAGGCCUACUGCGAGUGCAACAGCGGGUUCACCGGAGAGGGCUGCGACAGAGAAAUCGCUUGUCGAGGAGAACGGGUCCGAGAUAACUAUCAGAAGCAGCAGGGGUACGCUGCGUGCCAGACAACCGAAAAGGUCUCGCGGUUAGAGUGCCGUGGGGGGUGUGAGGGCGGACAGUGCUGUGGGCCGCUGCGGAGCAAGCGCCGGAAAUACACCUUCGAGUGCACCGACGGCUCGUCCUUCGUGGAGGAGGUGGAGAAAGUCCUGAAGUGCGGCUGUACAAAAUGUCCAUCGUAA